AUGGCGGCACCCAAUCCAUACUACAGAGAACCUGACUUCGAGACCCUCCAACUACAUGCUGGCUUCAGCGGCGAUUCCGCAACGAAUGCGGCUGCUGUCCCCAUAUACCAGUCCACAUCGUUCAAAUUCAACAGUGUCGAGCACGCACAGAGACUGAAUGCACUCCAAGAGUUUGGAAACAUUUACUCGCGAGUGGCGAAUCCAACGGUGGUAUGUUGUUUCUCUCGCGCUCUCCUGCGUGUUGCUCAAGUAAAUGCUCUGGAGGACGUAUUGGAAAAACGGGUUGCAGCGCUGGAAGGCGGGAUGGCUGCUGUCGCUACCGCAUCUGGACAAGCUGCAACUGCACUGACGAUUACUUCGCUGGCCGGGGCGGGGGAUAAUAUUGUCGCCUCGGCGCGUUUGUAUGGAGGAACCUAUAAUCAGUUCAAAGUCACGUUCAAGCGUCUUGGGAUUGAAACGAAAUUCGUCAAAUCGGAAGACCCAGCCGACUUUGCUGCUGCCAUCGACGACAAAACCAAAUGUAUCUUCAUCGAAACCAUCUCCAACUCGGAUACCGUUCUGCUUGACAUUGCCGCCCUCUCCAAGGUCGCACACGACAAGGGUAUUCCGCUGGUGGUUGAUAACACCCUUGGCAUGGGUGGCUAUCUGGUUCGGCCAAUUUCGCUUGGUGCAGACAUUAUAGUACACAGCGCAACGAAGUGGAUUGGCGGUCAUGGCACAACUAUGGCUGGUGUUAUCGUUGACUCAGGCCGUUUUGACUGGCGUAACUCUGACAAGUUCCCGAAUCUAACGGGUCCUUCUCCUGCGUACGGAGGUGCAUCCCUUGGCACGAUAUUCUACCCAUUUGGCUUUGCCAUUCAAGUCCGCAUCGAGAGUUUGCGUGAUUUUGGCCCGUGUCUGAGCGCUCAGGCUGCUUUCAAUGUGCUUCAAGGCAUCGAGACACUUAGUUUGCGGGCCCAACGCCAUUGUGACAAUGCUCUUGCCCUUGCCAAAUGGCUCGAGGGUCAUCCUAAAGUUACCUCUGUAACAUACCUCGGACUGCCGUCUCACCCGUCUCAUCAACUAGCCCAAAGCACAUUGCGCUCGGGAGCGUUUGGCGGCAUGCUCACCUUCCGUGUCGAAGGCGGGUUUGAAAAAGUCAAGAAAAUCAUCGACAACCUUAAGCUAGCGUCACACCUUGCCAACCUUGGAGACACGAAGACGCUCGUCAUCGCGCCCUUCGUGACUAUUCAGUCGCAGCUUUCGCCAGAGGAGCGUGAAUUAACAGGAAUCACUGAGGACACCAUCAGGUUCUCCGUCGGUAUCGAGAGUGCUGCGGAUAUCAUCGCUGAUGUGGAGGGUGCAUUCAAAGUGGCCUACGAUGAGUAG
Messenger RNA from Mycena indigotica, 1368 nucleotides. RefSeq lists its product as uncharacterized. Gene Ontology annotation, biological process: transsulfuration. Gene Ontology annotation, molecular function: transferase activity, transferring alkyl or aryl (other than methyl) groups; pyridoxal phosphate binding. The record is from RefSeq and is a predicted model, not a curated record. Lineage: Eukaryota; Fungi; Basidiomycota; Agaricomycetes; Agaricales; Mycenaceae. The coding region runs from base 1 to 1368 and encodes 455 amino acids. The transcript has 13 exons.